Messenger RNA from Pollicipes pollicipes, 561 nucleotides. RefSeq lists its product as uncharacterized. The transcript has 3 exons. The record is from RefSeq and is a predicted model, not a curated record. Gene Ontology annotation, cellular component: membrane. Bases 157 to 561 code for a protein of 134 amino acids. NCBI's taxonomy places the organism in Eukaryota, Metazoa, Arthropoda, Thecostraca, Pollicipedomorpha, Pollicipedidae.
GUGCAACUAAACGUACGAUUUCGGUGUGCAUGAGUACCAUAUAAAUAAAUGCGAGCGCAGAGGGCUGCAUGUGCUUAAAUUUAUUAAUUAUCCCAGGUUACGAGAGAACGAGCCUCAGAGCUGACUUCCUACAAACGGUUUGGCGUUUCGCGGGGCAUGCCAGAUGCGUCACUCCUGACCAUCACAGAUCCUUCACAAAUCAAAGUCCAGCUCCGCGCGCUUCCCUGUAGCAUGACGCACCUGGACUUCCUGCGCCUCUUGAAGCUGACGGUCUUCGGCCUUAACAUCGUCUUCACCACACUGGGCGCGCUCGUCGUCAGCGCCGCCGGCUUCGGCGUGUUCCUGCUUCAGGACGGCGGCGUGAAGCUCCUUUCAAGCCCGGAUGCCGACGACCCGGGAGCAGUGAUCGUCGCUGCAGCGGCUACCCUCGCCCUGCUGGCGCUGGCCCGCCGCCUCCGCUGCUGUGGCGUGCUCGGCUACACCGACUACGUGUCAAUCAACGCGUCCGUGCCCGUGUCGUGCUCGGCCUCACCGCACCUGGUCCAGCGCUCCAGCACGUGA